Molecule: messenger RNA, 4583 nt
Organism: Anthonomus grandis grandis
Lineage: Eukaryota; Metazoa; Arthropoda; Insecta; Coleoptera; Curculionidae
Exons: 13
Coding region: 106-4503 (1465 amino acids)
Source: RefSeq, a predicted model, not a curated record
CUGACCAUUCGUAAACCAAAAUCGUCAUUGCGAAUUUUACCUGUUACACAUUUCGCGCUACGAAACCCGGUUGAACAUAAAAUGUGCUGAUUUUUUUCCGUAAAAAUGCGUUACGGAAAUUCGGUCGGUUUUCCUUUUUUGGUAUUUUUGUUGUUAAUUGCCGUAUGCCGCUGUGGCCUUUUAAAUUUGUUUGAUGAGUGGGCCAACGCCAUUCAACCAAAGAGAUUUGAGGGCGUUAAUCCAGUGAAAUGUAGAGAAAAGCGAGAAGUGACGGUAGAAAAUGAGAUUACGCCGGAAAUAAGGAGUCCCGACCAGACACUGUCCCUUAUUGACAUAGAGGAAGGAAAACUCAUUCCAAACGACCAGGAAAAACAUGUCGAGGGAAAAGCGAAAAGCAAAAGGUGCCCCAAGGAAUAUGUUGGAAAAUCAAAUCCUUUAUUUUUGGACUCACCCUUGAUGGCGGCAUCUAGAUUUAGCUCAUUGGAAAAAAGAAAAUCUAUAAACCAUGAUGAAAUAUCUUGUGACAAAAAUGAUAUGGCUUGCAUAAAUAAUCUAAAAUGCAUGGAGUGUCAGAAAUUUUGCCAAGCUUCUGAACCAAAGCCAGAUGACAACCAGAUUCUUGAUCGAUCACCUAGAUUUGCCACAACAAACAAAAAAGAUGAGAUAUUUUCAAAAAUAAUGCAUCCGGUUGCAACCUACAAAGAAGGAGAGACGAAAGAGAUAAUUUCCAGAAUUGCCGGUAUUAAGAAUCUGGCAGAUGUAGAGAGCGUUAUUGUAUGGGUAACGACUUACUCUAACAAACCUCCCAAAAUUCUGGGAGGUAUUCUUCCAGAAAAUACCAAUAACGAACUUUCUCCAGUCGAUGAAAAGCUCAUCACAACUACACAAAAAGAAAACCUUAACUUAAGGCCAGAAAUGAAGCUCAGAUCAAGCGACUACGACGAUACAAACGAUCUUGGAUUUGUUGAAAAAAGUUCCAUUUCCAACCCUAAUGUUAUUGAAGGUCCACCACCAUUUAUGAGAAGCAGUAGUGACAUAAAUAAUGCACCACUUGGGCAAUCUGCUCCAAAAGAAGCUGAAAACAUAAAAGAUGAAAAGGGAAGUAAACUCGAUUCUCCUACGAGUGGUCAAAUCAUGGUUCAACCGAAAGAAUUUCAGCCUGAUGAAGCUAAUGAAGAUGAUCUAGUCGAAAAACAAAAUGCCCUCAAAAAUAAACUCAAUGACUUAAAAAAUUUUAGAAGCCCCUUAAAAACAUUAAAAUCAAAUACUAGACCCUCAAAAGGAGGUUUCUUCCAAAAUCUCUUUCUGCCUCGAAACGCGGAAAUUAUUUCUUCAAAAUCUUUAAAAAAGCCUACUGUACCAGUUGUGGUGUCUAGAAAUUCCCUAAAAAAUAAUACACCGGGAAAGUCUGACUUCAACGACGCUUUAAAAGAUGUAAAAAAUAUGCUUAAAUCAAUGCAAGAAGAUGCUAAAAAAUCUACAGAGGAGCGCUUACUAGGAGCAACACAUCCGCCUGAACAUCUUAUACAUAAAGCAUUUCCACCUCAUGUAGUAGCAAAUGUAAAAGAUGUUAACAAAUACUUAAUAGAUCGAGCCCAAGAUGCCUUGGAUACCAUUGGAACAUCCGAUAAUGAUAUAAAUUCCAAUACUGGAAAGCAUGAACAUUCACAAGUGACCAAAGAUAUUAUUACAAACUUCAAAAGGAUGCCUCAGUAUCUGCUUGGGAAGCUAAAAGAUACUUUUGAUGGACUGGAAAAGGUAUCGAAACCGAUUAUUGAGAAUCAGAAGCUUGGAAUAUCCGGAAGAACUGCUGAAGAUGCAAAUAAUCUGAAUGAUAAUGACAAUGAUUUAAUUGGAGCGCCAGCACAAAUUGUUCAAACUACUACAGCCAUUCCAGCAAAAAGUAAAUGGGAAAUUUACCAAGAAAAGUUAAAAGAGCGGCGUCAAAAAAUGUAUUCUCCUGAAAAAUAUCUAAAUAGGUUAAAUGAUAAACCAAGUCUCUUUAAAGCAACUGAAGAAAGUAAGAGAAAAGGAGAAAAUUUAACAAAUAAAAAUUUGUUUCAACCUUUUCCAGUGAACACACGGAAUGCAGCAACAAGUGCGACUGAUCUUACACUUGGAGAGGCAUUAACUACGAAAUCACCCAAUAAAUCUAUAUUGUUACCUACCAUCCCUACAAAGGACAAGCUAAUAAAUUACCUAAACAAUGUUAAAAGUAAGUCUCAAUCUACAACAAAUAACUCAGUUUUAGAUCCACUUGAAUUAAAAAAUAAUAAAGACUUCGGUCAGUCCUUACUCGGGGUAAUAGAUCCUGUUAAAGAAGAAGCAAAACCAGCUUUAAAAGAUAAACUGAAGAAUUUGGUGGAAGACAUGGCAGCAAAAACAAAUUUGAUGGAAGAGAAAGUUAAACAGCGCCUAGCCAAUAUUAAAAAGCCUUUGGCCUCUCAAAAGAUUGACGCUUCUGAAAUAAGAGCAGAAGAGCAUAGCAGUUUAUUAAAUAAGAGUGAAAAGCCUGUAACUAUAAAGCCAGAUGAACCAAAUAAUUUUGUUGAAGAGACUAGAAACUCGGAAGGCUUAGCAAAACCUUUAGACUCUCAAGAGCUUCAAACUUCAGGAUCACUAGUAGGAGCAGAUGAACCUCCGAAGUUUAUUGAAACGACUGUCCAAGAUGAUUUGUCUAAAGGGGAAAUUUUAAAGGAUAAUUUAAAAAAUUAUUUCGAAGAUAUGAGAACAAAAACAACAGCAAAAAUAGAUGAAGCUAAUGCUAAGAUUGAAGAUAAUGUUAGGCAAUACAUGGAGAACCUUAAAAAGCCAAUACCAAAGCAGGAAAUUCAACCCUUUGUAUCAGCCACCGAGCCUGUUACUAGAGAUAAUAUUUUAAAAUUAAUUGAAAACACAAAAUUAGAAAAUAAACGAAAGGAUCUUAAAUCGCCAUUUAUAAACCAGCCCUCGGUACAUAAUGAAAUAUUGAAACCCAACAAUUUUAAUAAAGGUAAGUUCGAGUCUAUAGGAGCUGAACCGGAUAAAAAGUCUCUUCUAAGAAAUAGGCUAAGGAAUUUUGUGGAUGAUCUUAAAUCUCGAUCAUCAUUACUAUCAAAUAGGUUUGGCGAGUUAUCAAAGGAUCGGCCAAAUAAGAACCUUUUAGCAGAUAAACUUAAGGAUCUUACGGAAGGGCUUAAGAAACCGUUAGAUGUUUACAACAUGCCUAGACUUGGAGCAGCAAAAUCUGAAAAUAUUAUAGCUGACUCCAAUCUGAAAGAGUCAGAACCUAAAAAAGCUUCUCUACGUGAAAAAAUGAAAGCAUAUGUAGAUUCCCUAGGUAAUAUACCACGAAGGAUGCCUGAUGUUCAAAGACCUAAUACCGCUGCCGAGUUUAUUAGACCCUCUAUGGAAAAAUCCGAUGAUGAAAAAUCUGCUGUAAAAAAUUCUUUAGAUACUGUCAAAAAAUUACCUGAUGAUAAAAAUUUGGAAACUAGUGUAUCAAGUCCCUUAGACAAUGAAAAGCGAGAUAACGAUAAUAUAGUGUUAGGAAGUCGAAGCGAUUUUAAGGAAGAAGAUGCAGUUAAAGAGUGGGCCAACAGUCUAGGUCAAAUUGUACAAUAUCCAUCCAAUCCAAAAGACAUUUUUUUCCUGGGAAACGGCGUUAAACUUCCAUUAAAAAUCAGCCAUGGAACGAAUGGUUCAAUGGAUCUUUCAGUGGAUUUGGAAAAACUUUGUUCGUGUCACAACUCAACCACUUGUCCAGCUAAUCAAACUUCCAUUGAUGAGACCGUUGGGACAAUUUUAGAAAAAGAAGCUGAACUGAAAGAAAAACUUGGUAAUGAAAAUGUUGAAAAAGUAAAAAAGUCUAAUGGACUUUUAAAUAAAAUGUUCAAAAGGUCAGUGUCUGAAGAUAUUCUAAAAACCACGUAUGACAAGACAGUCGAGCAACUUCAGAAGGGGGCAAAAAGUGUAGGAGAUGAGAUUGCAAAAAACAUAAUUCUUAAAAAUCCAACUUCAAAUUUAGCAAGUUUUGUUCACAAAACUGAUAACCUUGGCAGUAAAUUUUUAAAAGAACCACUUCUCAAUAAAAUAGAUAAUUCCAAUAACAUUCCCGAUAUUAAUGAAAUGAUAAAAAAAUAUGAAAAAGACCGAAUAAUGAAGAAAAUGUUGACUCAAAUGGGUACUAUACAAAAGAACCUGGAUCCUCAAGAAGAUUUGAAGAAGUUAACCAAGGAACUUGAACAAACUCAAACAGAUAUAUCUAAUAAAAUUGAAGAAAAUCUGGAAAACUUACAAAACCAAGUUAAAAUGCCUGAUUGGUAUCAGAAUAGCAAAAUUAAUUUAUUAAAAAAUAAAUUGAAACAAUUGGAUGAGAAAGUAUCUCAAUACAACACGGAAAAUGCAGAUGUACUUACUAAAAGAAUAUUAUGGCAACGGCCAAAUAAGGUAGUAGAAAAGGAACUUAACAUUAUAAGGAACAUAUUCGACUGGAUAUCUGGUUUUGGAAAAAGCGACAAAUAAAUUUUGAACUAAUUUUACUUUUAUAAUUUUAUACUUUUAUAUUUAUGUUGGGAUAUAGCUAAUUAAAUAUUUUAAAAUAA